This is a messenger RNA of Globicephala melas (long-finned pilot whale), 3481 nucleotides long. The record is from RefSeq and is a predicted model, not a curated record. NCBI's taxonomy places the organism in Eukaryota, Metazoa, Chordata, Mammalia, Artiodactyla, Delphinidae.
CUCGGGCUUGAGCCACCUUGACUCCGGAGGUGCCGGGCAGUGCCCGGGGGCGCUUUUGCGCGCGGAACGACCGCGGGAUUGGCAUCUGGUCUCUGGAGAGCGGUGAGCUCCGUGUACAUCCAACCAGGGGCGCAGAGUUUAGACUGGAAGGCACAGUGGACGACAUCCCGAGCAGCUCAUUUUACAGAUGGGGAAACUGAGCUUCAGAGGGGGCGUGGCUUGCCCCAGCCAGACUCCUUGUUGAAAUUUGAGGAGGGUGCUGUCUUCUCAGAGAGCCUGGCUGGAGAAGACUGAAGGUCAAGGUUAGAAGCCUGAGUGAUUCCCCCCAGAACGUGGAUCAUGGCCUCGGAGGUGCCGAGAGUAACCACUCCCCUGAGCCCCUUAGUCCGUGUCCCUCAAGAGGAAGAUGACCAGGAGGAGGAGGUCGCCACCAUGAUCCUGGAAGACGACUCCUGGGUGCAGGAAGCUGUGCUGCAGGAGGAUGGCCCUGAGUCGGAGCCCUUUCCCCAGAGCGCCGGCAAGGGCAGCCCCCAUGAGGAGGUGGCCGGAGGGCCACAGGGUGCCCUUGGCCGUCUUCGAGAGCUCUGCCGGCGCUGGCUGAGGCCAGAGGUGCACACCAAGGAGCAAAUGCUGACCGUGCUGCCAAGGGAAAUUCAGGCCUGGCUGCAAGAGCAUCGGCCCGAGAGCAGCGAGGAGGCGGUGGCCCUGGUGGAAGAUUUGACCCAGACCCUUCGGGACAGUGAUUUUGAGAUCCAGAGUGAAAAUGGGGAGAACUCUAACCAAGACAUAUUUGAGGAUGUUGAAUCACAUGAAAUGUUCUCCGAAAUGCCUGAAGGGGAAGGCAUUCCACAAUCUGACUGGGAAAGUGACUUGGAGAGAGACUGCAGCUCCCGGGGGCCCCGGGGAAACACCCCAGGGGAGGACCAUGGGGAGGUGCCACCCCAGAGCAGGGAAGUUGGACAGCUCAUAGGCCUUCAGGGCACCUACCUGGGUGAGAAGCCCUAUGAGUGUCCCCAGUGUGGGAAAACCUUCAGCCGGAAAUCCCACCUCAUCACGCACGAGCGGACCCACACAGGAGAGAAAUACUACAAAUGCGAUGAGUGCGGAAAAAGCUUUAGUGAUGGUUCCAACUUCAGUAGACACCAAACUACUCACACCGGGGAGAAACCUUAUAAGUGCAGGGACUGUGGGAAAAGCUUCAGCCGGAGUGCAAACCUCAUCACCCACCAGAGGAUCCACACGGGAGAGAAACCCUUCCAGUGUGCUGAGUGCGGCAAGAGUUUCAGCAGGAGCCCCAACCUCAUCGCCCAUCAGCGGACUCACACGGGGGAGAAACCGUACUCGUGCCCCGAGUGUGGCAAGAGCUUUGGAAACCGGUCCAGCCUGAACACACAUCAGGGGAUCCACACGGGAGAGAAGCCCUACGAAUGUAAAGAAUGCGGUGAAAGCUUUAGUUACAACUCCAACCUCAUCAGGCACCAGAGGAUCCACACAGGAGAGAAGCCGUACAAGUGCCCCGACUGCGGGCAGAGGUUCAGCCAGAGCUCGGCCCUCAUCACCCACCGGAGAACUCACACGGGAGAAAAACCUUAUCAGUGCAGCGAGUGCGGGAAGAGCUUCAGCCGCAGCUCCAACCUGGCCACGCACCGGAGGACCCACCUGGUGGAGAAGCCCUACAAGUGCGGGGAGUGCGGGAAGACCUUCAGCCAGAGCUCCAGCCUGAUUGCACACCAGGGGAUGCACACGGGCGAGAAGCCCUAUGAGUGCCUGACAUGUGGGGAGAGCUUCAGCUGGAGCUCCAACCUCAUCAAGCACCAGAGAAUCCACACGGGUGAGAAGCCCUACAAAUGCAAUGAGUGUGGGAAAGGCUUCAGCCAGCGCUCCCAGCUGGUGGUGCACCAGAGGACCCACACGGGUGAGAAGCCCUACAAAUGCCUCAUGUGCGGCAAGAGCUUCAGCCGGGGCUCCAUCCUGGUCAUGCAUCAGAGAGCCCAUCUGGGAGACAAGCCAUACAGGUGUCCCGAGUGCGGGAAAGGCUUUAGCUGGAAUUCAGUCCUCAUCAUACACCAGCGAAUACACACCGGGGAGAAGCCCUACAAAUGCCCCGAGUGCGGCAAAGGCUUCAGCAACAGCUCCAAUUUUAUCACACAUCAGAGAACUCACAUGAAGGAGAAACUUUACUGAAGGGGCAGAGAGGGAAGGUGAGGGACUGGCCCAGGAGGGCACUUGCCACUCUGCCCCCAGACAGGGAUGUGUCUGUAGAAGAGCCAUUCUUCCUAAAGGCUUGUUGGGGAUCUUUGCCAGAAUCUUACCCCUACUCACCCUCAUUUCUAGGAUCCCAUCGUCUUAGUGGUCAGAGUCAAACCCCGAGAACAGAGCGUAGGAAUGGAAGGUCGGAAAGCUAGGGCUUUUUCUGUCACGUUUCUUGACUUGAUUGGCUCCUUCUCUCUCCAUCCUCUGUGCCCCAGUUUCCUCUUUGGUAGAACAGGGGGGAUAUUUCUCUGUGUGGAACAGAAGACAGUAUGGCCCACAUUUUAGAGAAAUACCAGAAACCUGUUGGUGUUGUCUGGUCGUUCUGCUGCCAGUUGUUGGGCUAAGGUGCCUUCACCCGAGCUGCUAGCAUCCCAGGGCCCCUGCCAUGGCAGAACUGGCCCUUCCUGCCUUUGUGUCCUGGGGUUUGAUUUCGGGUCAAGGUGGAGGGGCUUCUCCCAUUCUGAGUCAUCCGCAUGAAGCUAAAGCCCUUUUCUCGUUCUAGAAAGUGUCAGGAACACCGGAACACGAGGGAGUCUGGCCCAGAACCAGUGUCCCAGUACCUUCCCAUUGAUAGGAGUUGCCCGGGGCCUGCCAGGGAAGGCAUAAAUGGAGAUGUAUGUGUUUGCUCUUGUCUCUGCUUACUGUCCUGGGGUAAGUCGGCUGUGGGUCGGUGGGGACACAUUUAUUCUUGCAGGGUUUUAGUUUUUGAGCGUGAGGUGAAGUCAGAGCCGCCAGCUGCCUCCCCCUGGUGGAUGGUAUUUCUGUCUUCUUCAGGGUGAAACAGUCCUGCACUCUGCAGGGUUGCCUUGUGUCUUUACCCCCCAGAUACAUGGCCCUGUAAUCAUCACUCUGUGCACUUGUCGUUUUUAUCUUAUAUAUGCAGAUCUAGAAUUCUGUCUGGUAGCUUUUGUAUACAAAGAACGUUAUUUUUAAGGAAGUGUUGAUUUUGAGGACACAUCACCUGUACCCUGGAGAGAUUUGGGCUUGAAUCAAGAGUUGUCCUACAGAUGUCGCCCUUGAUCUUGGGAUGCUACCAGGGCUUCGUUCUUGGGUCCUUGAGCUAUGAAACAGUAAAGACAGGAUGAUAGCAGGUGAAGGGCUUUGUUAGGAGGGAAGAGGAGGGUAAAUAGGCUUUUCUCUCCUACGCGUAGGGCCUGCCUUCAGAACGCACCUUGGUUCUUACAGGGUGGAUGCUCCAAAUUGCCUAAUAAAGUACAGUCCCACUCUU